CAUCCUACUUUACCUUCACUGUUAAACCUAGUCUAAAUUAACCUCUAAGAAGUACUUCUCAACUCAAUUAUUAUUUCAACUUUUCUUUUCUUCAACUGCAUUCUCUCUCUCACUUUCCCUUCACUCAUCGUCUGGUCCUUUCUUUGCCGAAAUUGACCGCGCCAAUAGCAUUACCUCUUAAAGUCUGUUCUUCAAUAUUUACUUCUACAAAUGAAUGAUGACCUUUAUCAUUAGUUUUUACCUCUACUCUUUUGAUCUUACAUAAGUUCAAGUUUUCAAUUCUGAUUUGUUUUUAAUCUGUCUUAUUGAACUGACCAUUAUCCAGCCAUUUGUGGACUAUAGUUAUAAGUGUUAAACUAAAAUAUUUACAUGUCUUGUGAUGUAAUUUUUUUGAAUACAAUCAACUCUACCAAUCAUGAAGGGCCAUUGUUUCCAUUGGAUUACUAAAUUUUCGCUACUUUUCAUCCAAAUUAAUUGUUUCCUUCUAGUCUGGACUAAUUUAGUUGAUUCUUACGGUCGUUUACCUAUUUUAAAUACUCCACCAUUGUUUGAUUUUCAGCGUGAUUGGAUUAUUGUUGAAACUGAACGACCUGGAAACAGAGUGACAAUUGUAAGAGUAAAUGAUAAUGAAAAUGACUCGAUCACUUUUUCAAUAAGUCCAGGAUUAUAUCGAGAUGGAUCCAAACACUUUGCCAUCAACCCAACAAGUGGAGAAGUUACUCUUAAAGAAUCAUUCAUUGGUCUUGCUGGUAAAGAGUUUUAUUUAAUGAUAAUUGCUGAUGAUGGACAUCAAAAGGCUAAAAUAGAGGUUAGAGUUCGCAUCGUCAAUGAAGAUUCAUGGAGCGGUAAACAGGCCAAACCCUAUCAAGGAUCUAAAAUUUCAAUUAAGAGCCAACAAGCUCAGCCUCACCCACUGGACAAUAAACUGGAAAACAAGACCAUUAUUUUAUCAACAAUUGAUGGUGAAACGUUAACCACUCCUAAAUCAUUUUAUGGUAACAUUUCAAACACCGGCGAUCUGCCCAAUAACAACAAGAUCAUCAAUGCCCCAGACAAAAGUAGGAAUGAGCAAACUAUUGAUGAUAAAAAUCACAAGACCAGUGACUCGAAUGAUGCUAAUGGCAACAGUAUUGAGCUGAAUCUUGGCAGAUCACCUGAUGUCCAUUCACAAAUUCAUCAUUUACUUCGAGGUUCACCAGUUUAUCCCGGUUUACCUGAAACACCAUCAAAUUUCAUGAGAUCAUACCAGAGAUCACCUUCUUUUCAAGAUGAUUCAAUGUACCCAAAAUUGACCACAAACUUGAUUUGGCCUGUACUCGUUUUCCUGUCCUUUGGUCUAGCAAUAGGGUUUGGAUGUAUCCUCUUAUAUCAAAGACAUCGUCCACUUUUACCGUAUGUAAACCAAUCAAUUAAAGGAUCACUUCAUGAAAACAUCUCUCGUGAACCCAAAGUAUCUGUCAAUAAAUCUGAAUCGUCUGGAACAGGAAUCAGUUCAAUAUCAUUUUCAACUCGAUCAACUGAAUACGAACAGGAUCACUUAUUCAUUGGUUGGCCUGAAGAGUAUGAAAGACCUUUAUCCUGUGGAGUUCAUCAUGAUAAUCAAAUUUCUUUCAACAAUGCUGACAUUGAUAGACAGUUAGUCCAAUCAUCCAGAAACUCGAGACAAAAGGAGAAUGUGAUUAGCGAAAAUGAUGGAAGAAUCAGAUCGAUUGAUGAUGAUUUAGCUUCAGUUAAAUUUGAUUCAUGGGAAUAUCCUCGUACAAUGUUGAGGAUGAUUGAUAGGCUGGGUGAAGGAUGUUUCGGUCGUGUUUGGAAAUGUGAAGCAUAUGAUAUAAAAUUUCGUGAAGGAGCAUCCAUUGUGGCCGUUAAAGCACUCAAGGAAGGAGUCUCGUGCAAAGAGCGUCUUGAUCUUGACAAUGAACUGGAAAUACUCAAAAAACUCAAAGCUCAUCCAAAUGUUGUCUCUCUACUUGGAUGUUGCACUGAAAAAGAACCCAAAUUUUUGAUCCUUGAAUAUGUACCCUUUGGUACUUUACAAACUUAUCUACGAAAUCACAGAGGAGACUUUUUCAAUAAAGUGCCUUCACUAGAUGAUUGCGGGACUGAUGGCUCAUCAAAUGUUUUAGCCAAAGAGUUGCUUCUUUUUGCCUACCAAAUAGUUAAAGGCAUGGAACACAUUGCUUCAGAAGGAAUAAUUCAUAGAGAUUUAGCUGCUCGUAAUAUACUCAUUGGAACCAAUAAAACGUGUAAAAUAACUGACUUUGGGUUCUCUCGUGAAAUAAGCAGUGAAUCAAUAUACGAAAGCAAAUCAGAGGGUCGAUUACCGAUUCGCUGGAUGGCUCCAGAAGCAUUGAAAGAUUACACUUUUUCAGUGAAAAGUGAUGUUUGGUCAUUUGGUGUUUUAAUGUGGGAAAUAGUGACCCUUGGAUCAACUCCAUAUCCUGGUAUGGAUACGAAAGAGGUGAUGAGAAAAGUUAUUAAUGGUUUUCGUCUUGAAAAACCUGACCACUGUCGACGGGAAAUGUACAAUAUUAUGUAUUACUGUUGGGAAACGAGGCCCGCUUCAAGGCCUACAUUUACCGAGCUUAUUGAUAAACUUGAUAAAUUAAUUGCCAGUGAAACAGAUUAUAUUCAACUUGAUCGCUUUCCAGAUCACUUAUAUUACAAUAUUAUUGAUACACCCUUGUCGGGUGAAAAAUUGUAAAUAUCAAUUCAAAAAAAAGUAUGCUUUUGAUUAUAUUUUGUAACAAUAAUAUUUCCUAUUUACCAAAUAAAAGACUAAU
Messenger RNA from Tetranychus urticae (two-spotted spider mite), 2783 nucleotides. Its product is annotated as tyrosine kinase receptor Cad96Ca. Gene Ontology annotation, cellular component: signaling receptor complex; plasma membrane. Gene Ontology annotation, molecular function: ATP binding; calcium ion binding; transmembrane receptor protein tyrosine kinase activity. Lineage: Eukaryota; Metazoa; Arthropoda; Arachnida; Trombidiformes; Tetranychidae. The record is from RefSeq and is a predicted model, not a curated record. Gene Ontology annotation, biological process: cell surface receptor protein tyrosine kinase signaling pathway; homophilic cell-cell adhesion; protein phosphorylation.